Molecule: messenger RNA, 1224 nt
Organism: Ostrea edulis (European flat oyster)
Lineage: Eukaryota; Metazoa; Mollusca; Bivalvia; Ostreida; Ostreidae
Product: RNA 3'-terminal phosphate cyclase-like protein
Exons: 9
Coding region: 65-1195 (376 amino acids)
Biological process (GO): ribosome biogenesis; endonucleolytic cleavage of tricistronic rRNA transcript (SSU-rRNA, 5.8S rRNA, LSU-rRNA)
Cellular component (GO): nucleolus
Molecular function (GO): RNA endonuclease activity
Source: RefSeq, a predicted model, not a curated record
GACUAUAAGAUAAUAUUCAACACUGACAACCACGUGUUUUGUUAACAACAAGUUGAACAACAAAAUGAGUGGGAACACGGUCACUUUUGAGGGUUGUAAUUACUUCAGACAACGAUUAAUUUUGUCAACACUUAGUGGGAAAACAGUGAGGAUUAAAAAAAUUAGAUCAAAGGAUGAUGAUCCAGGGUUAAAAGAUUUUGAAGCAAGUUUUAUUCGGUUACUAGACAAGUUGACAAAUGGCUCCAACAUUGUUGUAAAUGAAACAGGUACAAGUAUUUUAUACCAACCUGGACUAUUGGUGGGAGGUAAAAUUGAGCAUGAUUGUAACAUACAGCGAAGCAUUGGUUAUUACCUGGAGAGUCUGAUAUGCUUAGCUCCUUUCACGAAAAAACCAAUUCAUGCAGUAUUAAAAGGAGUCACCAAUGACCAAAUUGAUCCAUCAGUUGACAUGAUUAAAUUGUCAACAUUUCCAGUACUGAAAAGAUUCCUUGGCACUGACGAAGGCUUAGAACUAAAGAUAAUAAGAAGGGGAGCUGCACCUGAGGGGGGUGGAGAGGUGACCUUCAGCUGUCCAUGUCGACAGAAACUACGACCUUUACAAUUCAUUGACCCAGGGAAAAUCAAAAGAAUAAGAGGCAUGGCAUGGGCUGUGAGAGUGGCACCGGUUGUGACUAACAGAUUAGUGGAUUCUGCUAGGAGUAUAUUGAAUAAGUUUAUACCAGACAUCUACAUAUAUACCGACCAUUACAAAGGAAGUCAGUCAGGAAAAUCCCCUGGCUUUGGACUGACUCUGGUGGCAGAGACAAUGAAUGGAGCAUUCUUAUGUGCUGAAUCUUCAUCAAAUCCAAAAGGAUCUGACAAGGGGCCAUCAGUACCAGAGGAUAUGGGGAAAGAUGCUGCCAAAUUACUGCUGGAGGAAAUAUAUAAGGGAGGUUGCGUAGAUUCCAUCAAUCAGAGUAUGACAGCAUUAUUUAUGGUACUGGGUCAACAAGACGUCUCCAAAGUUCAGACUGGACCACUGACAUCUUACACGAUACAGUUUCUGAGGCACAUCUACGAUUUUUUUGAAGUGAUCUUUAAGGUUGAACCCCAACAGGUUCCUGAGGAAGAUGAGGAAUUGAGAACAGGAGGUGAAAAACUUGUAAUGACUUGUGUGGGAGUGGGCUACUCAAAUGUCAGCAAAGCUGUUAGUUGAUUUGUGCAAUAAAUUGUUAUUUAGUUUGA